AUGGCUACAGAGAGUGUUCCCUCCGAGAUCAUAGAAAGAGAAAGAAAAAAGUUGCUUGAAAUCCUCCAACAGGAUCCUGAUUCUAUCUUAGACACUUUAACCUCUUGGAGGCUGAUUUCUGAGGAAGAAUAUGAGACUCUGGAGCAUGUUACAGAUCCCCUGAAGAAAAGUCGGAAGCUGUUGAUUUUGGUACAGAGAAAGGGAGAGGUGACCUGUCAGCAUUUUUUCAAGUGUUUAUUCAGUACUUUUCCAGAGACAGCUGCCAUUUGGGGCUUAAGGCACGAAAUUUUAAAACACAAGAAUAUACUACCACCUCAAUCUCUUGGGGUAAGCCAGAAUUCAGAAGAUGCUUUUUCUUUUGGAAACAAACAACCUGAGAAUCCUGAAAUUACAAUGUCCUUCAAAGAGAAAGAACAUUUGGAUUUGGAAACCUUUGAGCUUUUCAAAGACAAGAAAACUAGUUGUGGGGAAACUGCUUUGUCCUCCAUGGGGAACGAGAAGGGAUACCACACACCAACAGUCAUAUUGCCGCAUUCAGUUGAGAACGUCGAAUACGAAGUUCCAGCAACUAUUACAUAUUUAAGGGAUGGACAGAGAUAUGAGGAGCCAGAUGAUUCUUUAUACUUAGGAGAAGAAGACUAUCUAGAAUUUCUUGCAUACUCUGAAGAUGGAGCAACCACCGUGGAAGAAGAGGAUUAUGAGGAUCCCGAGCACAUUGUGUACGAGAGUGAAGAGGACUCUGAGGAUUCAGAAACCGCAGGGUUCUUUAGUGAAGAACAGAGUUAUGAGGAUCCAGAAACCAACAUUUCAUUGGAGGAGGAAGAGGAAGAGACAAGUAUGGAAGAAAGAAAAAAGGUGUUUAAAGACAUCCUGUCAUGUUUGAACAUGGAUAGAAGCAGAAAGCUUCUGCCAGAUCUUGUUAAACAAGUCUCCUUAGAAAAAGGAUGUAAGUGGACACCCAAGACUCCGGGAGACUUAGCCUGGAAUUUCCUGAUGAAAGUUCAAGCACUGGAUGUGACAGCCAGAGAUUCAAUUCUCAGGCACAGGGUUCUGGAUGAAGAUAGCAAAGGGGAAUUGCUGACUGGCUUGGAGAAUUUGGAAAUUCAAGACAUGCAAACCAUUCAUCCUCUGGAUGUCCUUUGUGCCUCCAUGCUGUGUUCAGACAGCUCUUUGCAACGUGAAAUCAUGUCAAACAUGUAUCAGUGCCAGUUUGCUCUUCCUCUGCUACUGCCAGAUGCAGAAAACAACAAAAGCAUCUUAAUGCUGGCGGCCAUGAAGGACAUUGUGAAGAAGCAGUCAACACAGUCCUCAGGAGGGGCAACAGGGGAUACAGAAAAGUUUCUGACCUUCACGAAGAUGCCUGUCAUUUCUUUUGUACGUCUAGGACACUGUAGUUUCUCCAAGUCCAGAAUCCUCAACACACUGCUCAGCCCCGCCCAGCUGAAAUCACACAGAAUCUUUAUCCAUCAAGACUCACCUGUUCUGGUGCUUCCCCGGCAAAUCUCUGAUGGUCUGGUUGAGAUAACAUGGUGUUUCCCUGACAAUGAUGACCUAAAGGAAAACCCUACUUUUUCCCAAAAGCCUGUUGCUGUGGCCAACCUUCGUGGAGAUCUAAAAUGCUUUUGGACCCAGUUUGGUUUUUUGAUGGAAGUUUCCUCGGCUCUGUUUUUUUUCACUGACUGCUUAGGUGAGAAGGAAUGGGACUUGCUAAUGUUUUUAGGAGAAGCUGCCACUGGAAGAUGCUACUUUGUCCUCAGUCCCCAAGCCAAGGAGAGUGAAGAGUCUCAGAUUUUCCAGAGGAUCCUGAAAUUGAAGCCAUCACAGUUACUGUUUUGGGAUGGGGAGGAAGCUGGGGAUGGAAGGAAGAACAUGGAGGGCCUCCGAGCUGCCCUCCAGGAAGUGAUGUCCUCCUCGUCACUCAGAUGUGUGUCCGUGGAGGACAUGGCCUGCCUGGCCAGGGAGUUGGGGAUUCAGGUAGACCAAGAUCUUGAGAACACUCAAGGAAUUCAAGUUUCCCCUAAUGAAAACGCGGCUGGAACAGCUGAUGGUGAGGGACAACAAAGACUUAGUCAAUCAAAAAGCUCAUCUGGAGGCGAUGCUCAGAUGCCUGUAAGAGAGCCCUGGGCUAGUUGUGAGGUCGGCUGGAAUCUCCAGAAUUUCCACCAUACCCCACUAGUCAGGCCUCAUCUAGAAAGCUCCUGGCCACGACUAACAAGAAUUAGGGGUAACUUUAACCAUGUUUCCUUGAAAGCCCCUCGGGUUGCAGGCUUCCACUUUGGGUCACAGCCGAGGUUUAAGUGGUUCUGUCCUUUGCCCUUUCAGAAUGCAAGGCCCCAGAGUCGAGGUAAAAGUUUUGGUGUUCAAUUCUUUCAACCCCACAGGUUUUAUUCAGGUGCAAGAUUCAUGAAAUUUUCUAGAACUGCUCGGGGGCGCCCCUUGAAUGGAACAUUUGGAACACCACCAAGACCCAUUUCUCAGCAUGUACAGGCCUGUCCAAGACCACAAGCAAUGGGAGCUGUUGAAAGGUCUAGGGUCUCCCAGGUAGGUCACUCCCAUUCCCUGGGUUCACAGCCAGCAGGAGUAGUAGGGAAGCCACAGCCUAGGCAAGUCUGCAUCCGGGGAACACAGCUAAAUGAAGCACCUGGAAAAUUUGUGAGAGCAACACCCCAUAUUGAAGAUCCUCACCCUCAAUCCUUUCAACCAGCAGGAGCCAUACAAAAACUGGUAGGACCUGCUUCUCUGCAAGGAGCCCAGCAGAAGACACAGGGUAGACCUUUAAAUCCAACUUUCCAAGCAGGGAUGCAUCCUAUGUCCAAGAGCUCUCAAUUCAAAUCCAAUCAGCCCAAGCCAUCCCAAGUCAAACACUCCCAGCUUAAACCCUCCCACCCUGUGACCUCUCAACCUAAACCCUCUCAGACGAAACCCCCUCAGCCUCAGCCCUCCCAAGCUAAACCUUCUCCAUCUAGAUCUACUCAUCACAAGCCAUACCAGCCCCAGCCCUCCCAAUCUAAGCCUUCUCAGUCCAGACCCACUCAAUCUAAGUCAUCCUGGACCAGUCCUUCCCAGGCCAAGGCCUACCACCCAAGAGUAGGGCCCAAGAGAGGAGCGAAGCAUUAAAGAGCUUACUCCA
This is a messenger RNA of Propithecus coquereli (Coquerel's sifaka), 3130 nucleotides long. RefSeq names its product caspase recruitment domain family, member 6 (gene CARD6). The transcript is spliced from 3 exons. The record is from RefSeq and is a predicted model, not a curated record. Lineage: Eukaryota; Metazoa; Chordata; Mammalia; Primates; Indriidae. The coding region runs from base 1 to 3117 and encodes 1038 amino acids. Gene Ontology annotation, biological process: regulation of apoptotic process.